GGUCUCGGCUUCUCUAUCCAAUGCUUUGCUGAUCAGACUGCAGUUGUAUUUGGGGGAAGUUGGCAGCUGGCGGCUCACGGCGAAAGGCUUUCCUCUCUCUCCGACGCUUGGACAGUGGAAUUAUGAGCAGAGCUGACCCAGCCUAUAUCACCCUGUCUUGAAUCUGUUUCUGUUUCACACCGAGAUAAAUUGAACCGACCAUGGAGACUGGAUUCCGCAUCCUCUUGGCUUUCCUUGUCCCCCAGGUUGCCCGUGUGGGUGGCCAUGAUGAUGGAGGCCAUGAAGGCUGUGUACCUGGCUUCCAGGUCAAACACUACCAGGUGGCAUACAGUGGACCCUUUCAGAAAGGCCAGGCGCUCAUACAAGUCGAGUUUGAUGACUGCGCGGGGAACGAGGACGUGAAGUUUAAGGUGUCGGACGCUAGCUUCCAUGUGGACGGGGAUCUGAAUCUGGUUCCUCAGCGAGAUGUCCUGUACAGCGGGCCAGUCCUGUUCAUCCACGGGCUCAGUGCACACGCAGAUGACAUGGCACAGGUGGAAGUCACCGGACUGCCAAACACUCUCAGGGAUAUCCUGGGUCUUGGCCAGAUGCUGCCAUACAGAUCUAAGAGAUCCCUGCUGGUCCCUCCUAUGAUCAUAACUGAGAACCAGAGAGCUCCCUUCCCCAGGAUUAUUGGCAGGUCUCAUGUGAUUUCAGCAGAGAAGUCAGGGAACCAUAUCUUCCGACUGACAGGCCCCGGUGCUGACCAGGAUCCCAAAGGUGUCUUCACUAUUGACAUGGACACAGGAGAUGUGUCAGUCAGCCGCUCACUGGACCGGGAGGCCAUUGACUCCUACCAGCUGGAAGUUUCAACCACAGACUUCGCUGGAAACGUUGUCGAGGGACCGGCCGUACUAGUGAUCACUGUCAUCGACCAAAAUGACAACCGGCCCAUCUUCAAAGAGACACGUUACACAGGAGAGGUGCUCGAGGGAUCCCCUACAGGAACCACAGUGAUGACAAUGACGGCAUUCGAUGCAGAUGACCCCGCCACAGAUAACGCUGCUUUGCGCUACAUCAUCGUCAGGCAGUCGCCAGACAAGCCUUCCUCGAGAAUGUUCAACAUCGAUGCAGAAAGAGGCGACAUUGUCACCGCCAUCUCCCCUACAUUACUUGACAGAGAGACGUUGCCAACCACAACAUAUGAGUUAGAGAUUGUGGCCAAGGACAUGGCAGGAAGUGAGGUGGGCCUAACAGGAACAGCCACGGCUACCAUUACCAUCACAGACAAGAACGACCAUGCCCCUGAGUUCACACAUCCGCUGUUUGAGGGGCGUGUGUAUGAAGGCUCGACGGGUGUGGUGGUCAACCUGACCGUAGACGACAGGGAUGACCCAGACACAGGGGCGUGGAGAGCUACCUACUCUAUAAUUAACGGAGAUCCCACACAGAGCUUUGAUAUUCAAACCAACCCAGACAAUAACGAGGGAAUGCUGUCUGUUGUCAAGCCUCUGGACUAUGAGGCCAAUGCAUUCCACAAGCUACUCAUCAAAGUAGAGAACGAAGAUCAUCUGGUUCCUGAUGUUAGCUACAACUCCAGCUCCACAGCCACUGUCCAUGUCACAGUCCUGGACAUCAACGAGGGCCCUGUCUUCUUCCCCGACCCCCUGACAGUCACCAGGAUGGAAAACAUUAAUGUGGGCAGCUUUGUGGCCGCACUCAAUGCUACAGAUCCAGAUAAAUUACAGAUACAGAGCAUCAGGUAUGCUGUUCUGCAAGACCCAGCAGGCUGGCUGAGUGUGAACCCAGUCAGAGGAACUGUCAACACUUCGGCCUCGCUGGACCGUGAGUCUCCUUAUGUCCAUGACAAUAAAUACACAGCUGUCUUCAUCGCCACAGAUAACGGCAGCCCUCCAGCCACAGGUACCGGCACGUUGGUCAUUCACCUGGAAGACUACAAUGACAAUGCCCCCUAUGUGGUACCAUCGGUAGCGCAAGUGUGUGAAGAUGCCCAUGAUAUGAAUGUGGCCAUAGUUGGCGGGCGGGAUAAGGACCUCCCGCCGAAUGCUGCACCCUUUAAGAUAGAACUGGGAAAACAGCCUGGCCUAGAUAAAACAUGGAAGGUUACCAGAAUCAACUCCACACACUCCCAAAUCAUGCUUUUACACAGUCUGAAGAAAGCCAACUACCAGCUCCCGUUGCUCAUCACUGACUCAGGGGUGCCCCCUUUGUCCAACAACACAGAGGUCAAAGUUCAGGUGUGCGUCUGUAAGAAGUACAAGAUGCACUGCAGCUCUGCCAACUCCCACCGCGCCAGCCUUCUCGUGCUGCUCGCGACACUCCUGCUUGCCCUACUCUGCCUGUAGAUUCUGCUGAAACCUCCCGUAGUCCUUUUUGCAACACUGAAAAGCAACGACUUAUCCCCCCCACGCAACCCAGGCUUAGGAGAGAAGAAGAAGACAGAAAAGAAGCGAGAAGAAGUCUUCUCACCACAACAAAUCAAACAAGAAAAUACAUGACACAAUCCCCACCGGCACCAGUGCUGUAUAACACCACUCAGCAUUUGUUUUUUAUUUCACACUUAUCCUCUUCUCUUCACCUUUUGUUUCCUUGUUGCAUCUGCCCCUCUUCAGUCUUCUCUCAUCUCAUGUCCUCAAGUUUUCCUGACUCUGAUUCUCUUUGACGUUUUUCUCCAUCUUUCCACUCCCCUCUACACUUCCUCCACCAUCGAUUAUUCCGUUUCUUUUUUACAGUUUUCAAUGUAUUCCAUUUUGGCACCGCACCAUUACACUGGCAGACAAACGUUGGGUGUUAGCAGCGUUCAUGGCAACAUGCCACAUCCGUAGGAGAUACUUGAAACAACAUGUAUAUUGAUAUUGUAACAAAACAAAAGCUAUAAAUCAAUUUCAUAUUGGACCUCACCUUAAACCUCUGGUCUUUUCCCUCAUUUCACCUGAAACCUCUUGCACCCUCCCCAGCUUUCUUUUUCUCCUCCUUCCCUCCUUUUCCUCUCAUAGCCUCCUCUAUUCCUCUGUUUUCUUUUCCCUUCUACUCCAUCCUUCCUUCCUUCACACUCCCCAUGCAUAAACAUCAUCCCACUAUCUAUCUGCCUCUUUUUCCCUGUCUCUAUCGACCUCUCUCUGUCCUCGGUGGGCCAGAGAACACUGCGAAGGCUGAGCUACUGUCCUGGUUGGAGAAGAACAUUGACUUUUUGAUGUGUUCCUUUCUUUUCUUGUCACAGACUGUGUUUGAUCUUGUUUCCCUCUUUAAGCGGAGAGAACAAAGCCUGUUUCUUUGUCUGCAGUGGUUGUGGUCUUUUAGGACAAGGUGGUAGCCAUAAGCCUUCAAAGUCAGAAACUCUAUGGAGUCCUUUCUUCGAUUUGCUUCUGUUUUUAUUGCAUUAGUUGUCAUGGAGUGGAAAACAGUAUAUCUUUAUAGUAACGGUAUAAACCUUUAAAAAAGUACUAUUAUAUAAAUAUUUUAUUUUUUACCAUUGUAUAAAUAUACAGUAUUGAUUAACUUAUGUACUUUGAUUGCAAGUUCUUUGGUCACCCACACAGUGAGUAAAUAAAAAAGAGGAAACCUUUUUUCUGUGAAUUUUAGGCACUAUUUCUAAUGCUAUUGAUGUGUUGAAUAUUUUAUUGUAACAUCUUUUUUUAUUAUUAUUUUGAAAUCUGUGAUUAAUUGCAGAAUCAGGAGUCAUAUUUUGACUGCCAUGUGUUUAGGUUCGAUUUUGUCUCAAGUCAAUUCUUCUCCUGUUCUCUCUCCAUCUGUCAUUACAAGUCACAAGAAUGUGUAAGACAAAGGCUGUGGUUUUGGUGGAUAGUUUCGCUUUUUUCUCUUGCACUCAUCAAAAGAACAUAGCGUGUGUGGGUUUGUGUGGAAGACCACCUUAAAGAAAAAGAUGACAUUUUGAAUGAGUUAUGUCUGUCUUUUGCACUAAUUUAAUAAAGCCGUUACUGAAAAUUCCCACAGUGCUGUUUUGCAAAUUGUGUGUUCACUGAAAAACCAUUUGAUCUCUAGUGAAAGGAGUUGUGCACACAUUUACUGCAAGUGUUAGCAUGUGUAUAUGUCAUUUACAUUGCAUUUCUGCUUCUGAGUCAGUCACACUUAAAGGACUAGUUUGACAUUUUGGAAAAUACGCUUACUUGCUUUCUUGCCACAAGUUAGAUGAGAAGAUAGAUACAACUCUCAGAUUUGUCUGUUAAAUAUGACACAAUUAUUAUAGCAUGUUUUGCUAACUAGUCUCAUAAAUUGUUUAUUGUCACAGACCGGAUAAUCAUACUUUGACGCUGAUGUUGCUCCAAUCGAUUCAAUCAUCAAUCUGGCUGUCGUCUACUGAUGAAGAUGCGUGUAAUUCAGGGAACUCAGAUACAGUAAAAUCAGCUCCUGUAUCAUUUCCCUCUCUGUGGUUUCUGUGGUGGCCAUGGGCACACAGCGAGCCUCAGCAGCAAAUUGAAAAAGUUCAACAAUAAUAAACUCUGAAUGCAGCAGCAACCUCAGCAGCAUGGAUGAUGUUGUGUUUACAAUGGCAACCGCUUGCUUAAAGCUCGAAAGUCAUGAUGACAACAAGAUUCGAGUAAGUUAUUGCACCCUGCAGCCCAGAAACAGUCUGGCACAUAACCCCCUGUAAAACUGUGUUAAUUAGUGAGCUUAGAGGAGCUGGUAGGCAAAUUUUCUUUUAUCCUUAGACAGAGCCAAACUAGGUGUUUCUCCAUGUUUGUAGUCUUUGUGCUAAAUUUAGCUAACCGUCUCCUGGCUGUAGCUUUAUACUUCACUUAAGUGAUAUCAAUCUUCUCAUCUAACACUCAGCAAAGAAGCGAAUAAGCGUAUUUCCCAAAAUGUCGAACUAUUCCUUUAAACAGUCAUAAACAUAACAGAUAUACAUUUCUUAACCUCCAUUCAAAAACACAACAACAUCUGGAGGCUGGUAACCAGAUUGAUUUGUUUUGAUUGAUCAGCCAAUGAUUAGAUGUAACAUACAUGUAACUUUAUUGGUUGUAAUGUUCUUGUACUGCAUUGCCUAUGAUUAUUUAACAAUUAAACAAUGUCAUCUGUGUUUUCCAUUUUCA
This is a messenger RNA of Siniperca chuatsi (mandarin fish), 5051 nucleotides long. It is a transcript of the gene cdh13, whose product is annotated as cadherin 13, H-cadherin (heart). NCBI's taxonomy places the organism in Eukaryota, Metazoa, Chordata, Actinopteri, Centrarchiformes, Sinipercidae. Gene Ontology annotation, cellular component: plasma membrane; adherens junction; catenin complex. Bases 201 to 2345 code for a protein of 714 amino acids. Gene Ontology annotation, molecular function: calcium ion binding; cadherin binding. The transcript is spliced from 15 exons. The record is from RefSeq and is a predicted model, not a curated record. Gene Ontology annotation, biological process: cell-cell junction assembly; adherens junction organization; cell morphogenesis.